AUGGUAAAGUCCACCUUGAUCUUUAGAAACGAUGGCCUUCCUUUGUCAGCCACGGUGGAUGAUGACCAGACCCAAAAUCUGACAGAACAAAAGAACCAAGCCAAAGCCAUAGUAAACAAGGUUAACUCAAAUUCUGCUACGGAGGCCAGCAUCAGAAGUGGAAAUUACACCAUUCAUUAUCUCCUUAGAGAAUCUAUUGUAUUCUUGGUGAUCGUGGACAAGUCUUUUUCAAGAAACCUUGCAUUUGCAUAUUUGCAAGAGAUUGCCAAUGAAUUUAUCAACUCCCACGGGAACGCAGCAUUAAGAUCCGACACAAGACCAUACCAGUUUGUGUCGUUUGACUCGUUUAUGAGCAAGACCAAGAAAUUGUACCAAGAUUCCCGAACCCAAUCGAACUUGGAUCAUUUGAAUAAUGAGCUUAGUGACGUGAAGCGCAUUAUGACUAAGAAUAUUGAAGAUCUUUUAUACCGUGGAGAGUCUUUGGAUGAUAUGUCUGAUCUCUCAUACAAUUUGAGAGCUGAAUCAAAAAAGUAUAGAAAAGCAGCUCGAAGAAUCAAUUUGGAGGCUCUGAUAAAACAGUACGUUCCGGUUGCAAUGGUGGGGAUUUUCUUCGUAUUUAUAAUAUGGUGGAUAUUCUUGCGCUGA
Messenger RNA from Komagataella phaffii GS115, 645 nucleotides. RefSeq names its product R-SNARE protein. Gene Ontology annotation, cellular component: Golgi membrane; ER to Golgi transport vesicle membrane; SNARE complex. The record is from RefSeq and is a predicted model, not a curated record. The coding region runs from base 1 to 645 and encodes 214 amino acids. Gene Ontology annotation, molecular function: SNAP receptor activity. Gene Ontology annotation, biological process: retrograde vesicle-mediated transport, Golgi to endoplasmic reticulum; endoplasmic reticulum to Golgi vesicle-mediated transport; vesicle fusion with Golgi apparatus. The transcript has 2 exons. NCBI's taxonomy places the organism in Eukaryota, Fungi, Ascomycota, Pichiomycetes, Pichiales, Pichiaceae.